This is a messenger RNA of Choloepus didactylus (southern two-toed sloth), 2906 nucleotides long. It is a transcript of the gene CFHR5, whose product is annotated as complement factor H related 5. Lineage: Eukaryota; Metazoa; Chordata; Mammalia; Pilosa; Megalonychidae. The transcript is spliced from 12 exons. The record is from RefSeq and is a predicted model, not a curated record. Bases 61 to 2133 code for a protein of 690 amino acids.
CAUUAAUGAGAGUAGAAUUCAAAGAAACACGAUAAAUCACUGGAGCAUUUUUAGGUAUUUAUGAUUAGGAUGCUGCUCUUAAUCAAUGUCAUUCUACUCUUAUGGGUUUCCACAGUUGGGGGACAAGUGGGAUUUUGUGGUUUUCCAGAAAUAAAACAUGGCAGUGUAUUUGAUCAAAAGAGAUAUAAUCCAUUUUUGCGAGUACCCAUGGGACAUUUUUUUUAUUACUCCUGUGAAUACAACUUUGUGUCUCCAUCAAAUUUCUUUUGGACUCGCAUAAACUGCACAGAAGAAGGAUGGUCACCGACACCAAAGUGUCUCAGACUGUGCUUUUUCCCUUUUGUGGAAAAUGGUCAUUCUGCAUCUUCAGGACAAAUACAUCUGGAAGGUGAUACUGUACAAAUUAAGUGUGAUCUGGGCUACAACCUUCAAAAUAAUGAGAGUACCAUUUCAUGUAAAGAAGGUGGCUGGUCCACCCCUCCCCAGUGCUUCAAAAGAUGCUUAAAAUCAGAUAUUGUAGUUGAGAAUGGGUUUGUUGUUGAAAAAGAAUAUGCUUAUUCUUUACAUAAAGAAACACAAUAUAAGUGUAAAUCAGGAUAUUCAACAAUUGAUGGAAAGACAACAGGGACAAUUCAAUGUCUGCCAAAUGGAUGGUCAACUCAACCAACUUGCAUUAAGUCUUGUGUUAUGCCAGCAUUUGUUAAUGCCAGAAAGAAAAGCAAUGCCAUAUGGUUUAAGCUCAAUGACAAGUUGGACUAUGAAUGCAGUGAUGGCUAUGUAAGCAGAGAUGGAAACACCUCAGGCUCCAUAGUAUGUGGAGAAAACGGCUGGCCCCACUUACCCACAUGCUAUGAAAUAGAAUGUCCUGUUCCACUUUUAGAAGAAAAUGUAAAUGCCCAUCCAAAACAAGAAAAAUACAGAGUUGGAGAUGUGUUGAAAUUUUCCUGCAGACAAAGACUUAUAAGAGUUGGACCAGAUUCAAUUCAGUGCUACCAAUUUGGAUGGUCACCUAAUUUUCCAACAUGCAAAGGGCAAGUGCAGUCAUGUGGUCCACCUCCUGAACUCCCCAAUGGUCAAGUUAAGUUGAUAAGGAAGGAAGAAUAUGAACACAGUGAAGUGGUGGAAUACGAUUGUAACCCCACUUUCCUAAUGAAAGGACCUAAGAAAAUACAAUGUAUGGAUGGAGAAUGGACAACUUUGCCCACUUGUAUUGAACAAGUGAAAACAUGUGGAGAUACACCUCAACUCAACCAUGGCUAUGUCCCAACCUCUGUUCCUCCCUAUCGCCAUGGAGAUUCACUGGAGUUGAAUUGCUCAAAUGCAUAUACAAUGAUAGGAAAUAAAAUAAUUACCUGUAUUAGUGGAACAUGGACUCAGCUUCCUAACUGUGUUGCAACAGACCAACUUAAGAGUUGUAAAGCUUCAAGGAUUUAUCCCAGAGUUGUGUUCAGAUCACAUCUGCAUGUAUUUCAUCAUAACACCACAACAUAUUAUAGAUGUUCUGGGAAAAACAAAUACAUGAAAACAGUCUGCAUAAACGGUAAAUGGGAUCCUGAACCAGACUGCACAGAAAAGGGAAAACAACCUUGCCCACCUCCACCUCAGAUACCUAAUGCUCAGAAUAUGAUAACCACAGUGAAUUAUCAGGAUGGAGAAAAAGUAACUGUUCUCUGUAAAGAAAAUUAUCUACUUCGAGAUGCAAAAGAAAUUGUGUGUAAAAAUGGACGAUGGCAGUCAUUACCUCGCUGUACUGAUUAUACAGAAAGUUGUGGACCCCCUCCGUCUAUUAGCAAUGGCGAUAUUACUUCCUUCCAACUGAAGGAAUAUCCUCCAGGAUCAACCGUCGAGUACCGUUGCCAGUCCUUCUAUGAACCCCAGGGGUCCACACAGGUAACAUGCAGAAAAGGACAGUGGUCAGAACCACCACGAUGCAUAGAUGCAUGUAUAAUAUCUGAAGAAACCAUGAACAAAAAUAACAUACAGUUAAAAUGGAAAAAGGACAAAAAGCUCUAUGUAAAAACAGGAGAUAUUGUUGAAUUUGAUUGUCAACAGGCAUAUAAAGCAAAGACACCAAGUCAAUCAUUUCAAGCAAUCUGUCAGGAAGGGGAAAUUGAAUAUCCCAGAUGUGAGUAAAACAAGCACAGUUUCUCUGAAUGUAUUCUUAAAAAGUAAUCAUAGAUGUGUCCAAAAAGUAUCAUUUAUUUCAUCAAUACUAGAAUUAUUAUCCUUAUUCUUUCAAGUGCUGUUUAACUAUUGCAUUUAGUUACUCUGAAUUUGCAGUGGCUCAGAAAUUUAUAGCUGAGAGAACAUUUCACUUAUCAGAAGACUGUAUUACACCAUGGGAAAUCAGGAUAAUGGGUCUUCUAUUCGUAAAAUAGCCACAGAAAGAGAUUUCUUUGUACUUUUCUUCAGCACUUAAUUCCAUCUAACCUCUGUUAACUGUCUAAAUAUCAUAACUUCAAGGCUUUCUGAGUCUACUUUAUUUCAGAGGAAAUGGAAAUGUCUCUAUCUUCAUGUUAUUAUCACUUCAUAAACACAGGAAAACUGUCUCCACUUAUGCUUAUUACAAUCAUUAAUAAAUAUACACCCUCUAAUGUGACCCUAGCUUAUCCACAAAUUCUAAAUACUUCAACAAAGAUUAAAAACACCAUCUUCUACAAUUGAGUAGAUGUCUUUGAAAUGUGCACAAAUCCCAAUCAGUUGGAGGUGAUACAUAUAUACAUACAAACUAUGACUAUAGUUAUAAGUGAAAAUGAUUGGGUUACAAUUACAUACAUAGAAUUUUCAAGAUAAGCAUAAAUGGUUAUAGAAGAAAGAUUGGGAGGAAAUACAAAACAAUGACUCGAGUAUUUUUGUGUGGUUUGGGUUAAUAGGCCUAAAAAAUUAAAAUAGAAUAUUUGAAAAUA